AAAAAAAAAGAAGACAAAAAACAAUUUUACAAGUCACGAGUCGCAGUUUUAGUGAUUUUUUUAUUUACAAUUUUAUAAAUUUUGGUCGAUUCGAUUUUUUAUAAUUGUUGGCUACGAUUGGCUAACCCUUUAGGAUCAGAGCCGUAUGUUUAGGAUCUAAUCGAUCUAGUGGUUAAUUUUGCCGUUUUAUUUCGGUCCUGCUCAAGCGCUCAAGCAGCUCAAGCAGCUCAAGUGCUCGCAGAACUCAGCGGUACGCUCAGUACGGCAAGUACGGCGCCUGCAACUACGCAGCAGCUUUUUGUUCUAACAGCCUGGCCGAUCCGUGCAGUCACGCACGUCUUCAGAGAUGUCUCUCGAGCAGACCGCCUGCGAAGACCUGAAGGCCUUCGAGCGGCGUCUGACCGAAGUGAUCGGGUACCUGAAUCCCCAGACGAAGCGCUGGAGAAUCAUCCUGUUCCUGAGCUCCAUCUGCACAGCCAUCGGCGCCUGGCAGUGGCUCAUGGACCCCAUCACCUCGCAGGCGACCUUCAUGCAGUCGCUGAUGAACCACAUGUUCUUCACCAUCAGCAGCAUCAUCCUCGUCAUUCUAUUCUUGAUGGGAAUCCAUAAAAGAGUCAUCACACCUUCCAUCAUUGUGUCAAGGGUGCGGAAUGUGUUGUCAGAUUUCAACAUGUCGUGCGAUGAUAGCGGCCGGCUGAUCUUGCGACCCAGGCCCACGACGUCAUGAUGAAAAGACGCGUCUGUCCGCAACGGGACAGAGCUCAAUGCUGUGGUGAUCCUUCGGGCGUAAAACGGCCCAGAACUCGUGCUGCCGUGCGAGCCGUGGAUGCUUCCCGGAGUGGCAUGUGCCCUGUGCAGAGCUUUUUCCACGCUUGCGGACGGCAGAGAUGUGGACCGACCCCUAGCGACGCCCGGCUGCGGGAGGUGGAUGGCCUUCAACGUCCAAGCGGAAUGGGCACCCUCCCAAACCUUGCAGUGUACAGCACAGAAAACAUGCUGUUGGUUUUUGUAUGGGAUGUAAAUGUACCCUUCUCCUUGUACAGUGUACAUACAGUGAUGGGACCUCUUACUAAUGCGAAGAAGCUCACAAUGAGAGCAACCCCCGUUGUGUCAUGGAAGCCCGAAACAUUUGCAGUGUUACCGUCAACUUUGCUUCUACUCGGCGGCAAUUAGCGGACAGUGAGUGGGCACACAUAUGCGACCCCUGUUAAAGAUAAAUCUUCAUAUUUUGUACAGUUACAGUUGUUCUGUAACUAGUAGCUUGACUUCACUUAUUUUUGCUGGUAGUAAUUUAUUUGCAUUGUAAUUCAGUACCUACUGCAUAGGCAUGCUUAGUUAGGGCAUGCUAAAAUUUCACAAAGUAAAUGUUCUGGCUACGAGUCUCUAUUGCGCUGUCCCGCGAUUUAUUCUGCAUUUAUACAAAUGCACCCUAGGUGUGGCAACGGUGCUCGAAUGGUCCUCUUAAUGUUAAAACUCUCUUGUCCGUCUGUCUUCGUCGUGCAGUUAUUGGAAUAUACUCCGAUUUAUUUGUGCGCCAUUCAUUUUGGGAAUUUACCUUAUGUCGAUCAGUUGGUAGGGAGUCAACUGGGCGGCCACUGAUUGAUAAGUGUUGGUCUUGAAAUGUAUGUCAAACAUAUACCUUGUGGUUCCAUGGAAUUGCAGAGAAGGGUGUGAAGGCUUAAUAACAUUCUCUGAAGAGCAGAUGUAAGUAUAACAUGUCUUAUAAAAUUGUUCACUCAAACACUCGACUCUUGUCAACAGCGUCUCCCUAUUGCAAGGUCAAGGCGACUCAACUUCAUUCAGUGUGCCAUUACAUUUUGUACGAGGAAAUAACAGGUUUAAUGAAACCCAGAAUCACUCUUUUGAGUCUGUUCUCAUAUUUGAACCAUAGAUUUAGCAUAAGCAUUAAAAGUGUGAAACAUUUUCGCAA
Molecule: messenger RNA, 1930 nt
Organism: Ixodes scapularis (black-legged tick)
Lineage: Eukaryota; Metazoa; Arthropoda; Arachnida; Ixodida; Ixodidae
Gene: Cnep1r2
Product: nuclear envelope phosphatase-regulatory subunit 1
Exons: 6
Coding region: 347-727 (126 amino acids)
Cellular component (GO): cytoplasm; Nem1-Spo7 phosphatase complex
Source: RefSeq, a predicted model, not a curated record